CCUGCAGACAAAUUGAAAUUUAUACACAAUGUUAAUGCGUACGUAUUGUAUCAUUUUGAUAAGUGCGGGGUUUUCGAUGAGUGGGGUAGAUAAUAAACAGCCUGCAGAUAAAGAAUGGUGGAAAACUACACUGGUUUAUCAAAUCUGGCCUAGAGGGUUUCAAGACAGUGAUGAUGAUGGCGAGGGUGAUUUGAAGGGCAUUAUUAGUCGACUCGACUACAUCAAGAGUCUCGGAAUCGAGACUAUUUGGAUAAAUCCUAUUUAUUCUUCCCCAUUCAUCGAUUCGGGAUAUGACGUCGACAAUUAUACGGACAUAAAUUUUAUCUUCGGGAACUUUGACGAUUUCGAUAAUUUAGUAAAAGAAGCACAUAAUAAAGAAUUAAAAAUCAUUCUGGACAUCAUUCCAAAUCAUUCCAGCGAUCGGCAUGAAUGGUUUCAGUUGUCGAUACGAAAUAUUGAGCCUUACAUUGACUAUUAUAUCUGGGCCAAUGGCAGUAUCGACAGUGAUAAUGAGAAAAUUCCACCGAACAACUGGAUGAGCACAUAUAUUGACGUACCAGGAUCUGCAUGGACAUGGCACGCAGGCAAAGAACAAUGGUACUAUCAUAAAUUUCACAGCUCUCAGCCGGAUCUUAAUUUGAGAAACGAGAAAGUUAUCAAAGAAUUAAUGAAUAUAUUUCAUUUUUGGCUGGACAAAAAUGUUGAUGGUUUUCAAAUUAACGCGGUGCCAUAUUUUUUCGAAGACGAAGCACUGAGAAAUGAAUUAGAAAAAGGUACUUAUACCUCUGGUCUUCCCGAAAGCACUGCUCUCCUUUACACAUUUCGUCAGUAUGUCGAUGACUGGGUAUCGACAAGAAAUAACACUACAUCAAAAUUAUUAAUCGCGGAAUCAUACGACUCUGAUGCUAAUUUAAUGGCCUAUUAUGGUAAUAGUACUCACAAAGGAAUCCCACCCUUCAAUUUUAAAUUCAUUACACAAAUUCAUAACAACAGUAACGCUAGCUAUAUCAAGCAAAUCUUGGAGGAAUGGAUCGAACGUCUGCCAGAAAAUACCAGCACCAAUUGGGUGCUUUCAAAUCAUGAUAAUUCGAGAGCAGCUUCGAGAAUCGGACUCAACCGAGUCGAUGGUCUUCACAUGCUUAGCCUUCUCUUGCCUGGACAAGCGUACACAUAUUAUGGUGACGAAAUAGCUAUGUUAGAUGCAAAGAUAUUGUGGAAUAAAACCAUCGAUCCUAUAGGAUGUGCCAGAGGCAUCGAAGAAUACGAAUUUUUUUCGAGAGAUCCAGCGAGAACUCCUAUGCAAUGGAAUUCCCAAACUUCAGCUGGUUUUUCUACAAAUAACAUUACAUAUCUGCCUGUUCAUCCUGCUUAUGUUCACAGAAAUGUGGAAGUACAAGAAAAUAAUGAAAAAAGCAACUUGAAAACAUACAGAAAGCUGGCUAGCUUGAGGAAGAAUCCAAUUUUUACAGAUGGAGAUUAUAAAUUUGCAAGUUUAAAUAAUGAUCGUGUAUUGGUACUAAAAAGGUUUUUGGAAAAUAAUCCAGUAUACAUUAUCCUAGUUAAUCUGGGUCUACAACAAGAAAUAGUUAAUUUGACUUCGUUAUAUCCGAAUUUGGAAGAUAUAUUGAAAAUUUAUGCAGCUUCUAGCAAUGCAAUUGAUAUUAUGGAUACUGUUCCACGAGAUAAUAUUAUAUUAUCGUUAAAUGCUGCAGUUGUAGUAACAGCAACGGAAGAAAACAAAAGUACUGACGAUCCUACCGCUAAUACUACAACUUCUUCCACGGAAAAUACAAGCACGGAAAAUACAAGCACGGAUAAAGAAGAGUUAGAACCGACAAAGGAGCCUAAUGCAGCAUCAAGUUUUACAUCUAUCUUUCUAUUAGUCACAAGUGCCAUUAUAACUGUAAUAGUAUCAUACAAAUUUCAGAAAUAAUGUGUAGGAGAUAAGAAUGUAUAAUUUGUAAAUAAACAGAACGAUAGAGAGAGAUACGAGGUUCCUAAUCAACUUAGUAUGAUAGCUAGAGUUCUUGAUAGCUAGGCAUAUUUGAUAGAUGUAAUCAGUAGAAGUCGGUGAAUUGCUUUAUCUUUAAGGAAACUUCCGAGAGAAAGACAUUGUUACUCGAUGCGAAAUAAUUUUGCUUUUAAAUAUUGAGAAAGAAAUAAAAUGCAAAUAGUCAACUAAACGUUUCUACGUGUGUUACUGUUAUCGUGUGUAUCGGGCAAGACAAUAUAGCAAUAUGAAACUUCAAGAAAAAAUUGCUUUUGCUCGACAAAAUCCUGUUUACGAGGCCAUUCCUCUAGUUGUUCUUCAUAAAGCGGAAAAGAAAAAGUGCAAUGAGAGGUUUAUGGUUCCGAGAGACGAUCUGACAUAUCACGUUUCUAGUCCAUCUUGGAUGAAAUGCCGCUUAUUAUUAUUUUGGAUAUUGUGGGCUGCAUUAAUAAUGGCAAUGAUAAUCUCUGUUCUCACUUUUUUUUGUCUUAUACCUCGAACGUGCCAUAAUUCAAAUACACAUAGAGAACAUGAACAUGAACAUAAGAACAUGAACAUGAACAGACAGUAAAUACAUCGUCUCCUGAAAUGCGGUGGGACUAUUACCUAAUUAUUAACAAUAUGCAAGAAGUAAUAUGUUUAGAUAGAAUAAAAAAGCAUUUAUAUAUAUAUAAUAUAAGAUAUUAUAAAUUGUACAUUUUUCCUACAUAUUGUUACAUCGGUAAUUUUGUAGCUGCUAAUAUAAUUUCUAAUUCUAACUGUAUUUACAAUAUUUUCUACAUUUUGUAUUUACCAUUACAAAAUUUUUA
Molecule: messenger RNA, 2799 nt
Organism: Linepithema humile (Argentine ant)
Lineage: Eukaryota; Metazoa; Arthropoda; Insecta; Hymenoptera; Formicidae
Product: probable maltase
Biological process (GO): carbohydrate metabolic process
Source: RefSeq, a predicted model, not a curated record